Molecule: messenger RNA, 1971 nt
Organism: Suillus discolor
Lineage: Eukaryota; Fungi; Basidiomycota; Agaricomycetes; Boletales; Suillaceae
Product: WD40-repeat-containing domain protein
Exons: 4
Coding region: 150-1640 (496 amino acids)
Biological process (GO): positive regulation of anaphase-promoting complex-dependent catabolic process; positive regulation of ubiquitin protein ligase activity; anaphase-promoting complex-dependent catabolic process
Cellular component (GO): anaphase-promoting complex
Molecular function (GO): anaphase-promoting complex binding; ubiquitin ligase activator activity; protein binding
Source: RefSeq, a predicted model, not a curated record
CACUGAUACUAUCCACCGGUUGCCUUUCUAACCGUAACAACGACGGAAACGCGUCACGAUCAAGAGUCACUGCCAGAUUUUGACUGGAGUUGGAAGAAGUUAUCUGUUCACUCUCCGGGUCCCCUUCUUUCAUACUGCAGCAAACUAUCAUGUCCUCUAAAUACGACAGUAUUACAGAUGCUAUCACCCCAACGUGUGCCACGAUAAAGCGUACUCCAUCACGCGCUAGUGUUUCGAGCACAUAUUCAACCCGGAAGCGAAGGCGGGUCUCCGUGGCUUCGCUUCACUUGGGACAAGAUUUGGCAAGACCAUUAGUACCGGAGACUCCAAUCGAGGAGAUAAACGGAGACCGAUUUGUGACAGUCCGAACUUCAACGUCAUUCCCAUUGAAUAUUACACCGAGAACAAAUCGUAUCGCCAAAGCAUUUGGUCUACUCGAUGACCGUGUAUUAAGUCCUACCAACUCUCCCUCACUCUAUUCAGACCGAUGUUUUCGUUCAUUGCUUCGCCGAAGUGCUUCAGAGUUGUUUUCAACUUCGCGUGCUGCAUCUUUGCUCUCAGCAAAGGCCAAUUUAGGGGCUCGGAACCAUUUUGUACUAGCACUCGACGGACCUGGGAUGUCUACGGACCUUUUCGCCUCUCCAAUGGCAUGGUCGCAUGCCAACUGCAUCGGGGUUGCUUUCAAAUAUGACGUGUAUUUUCAGGACCUUGAAUCCCGGGCAGUAGUCCACCUAUGUCGUUCCUCACUUUCAGACGGGACAGUCCACAGUAUUGAUUGGGGUGGCAAAGCCAAACCUUAUCUCCUCGCGCUUGGGACGACAUUUGGUGAUGUUAGAGUUAUGGAUGCCGAGAAAGGAAUGCAGCUCGUAGAUUGGGUCGAUGAUGGUCAUGGCAUGGGAGGCAUGCACUGGAAUGGUGAUGUUCUUGCCGUUGGCAGAGCUGGCGGCAAUGUGACUCUGUUCGAUAUCCGGAUGCGGGCUGAGAUAGCCAACAUCAUGGGCCAUAAACGCCGAGUACACGGUGUAAAAUGGUCGGUUGACGGACACCAUCUGGCCACAGGGGAUGACAGUGGUAUUGUCCAUAUAUGGGACCAUAGAGCAAGUAAUCUUCUAACGAAUGGGGACAAAAAUAUCCGGAUGAAACACAAAGGUCCGGUCAAGGCCUUAUCAUGGAGUCCAUGGCAGCAUGGCCUGUUGGCAAGUGGAGGGGGUUCCCCCGAUGGUGCAAUACACAUUUGGAAUACCGGAAAGAUGGCCCCAUCCUCUGGCCCUGUGCAUACCAUCCCCUUACAGACAACUAUCACAUCUUUGCACUGGUCCCUCCACUGCAAGGAGCUCUUGAGCACCCACGGAUCUUCGUGGGCUGUACCCCAAAUUAACGUACACCCGGCAGCUCAUGCAUCAGCCGUAGGUGUAGAAAACUCACUCGCCGUUCAUUCUUACCCUUCCUGUCGACAAAUUGUUAACGUCAAAGCACACUCCGCUCCUGUGGGCCACUCUUGUAUGGCCCCUGACGGAUGUUCUGUAUUUACUGUCAGUCCCAAGGAGGAGACCAUUAAGAUGUUUAGGGUGUGGUCCGCGCCCGAUGACAAGGACAAAAAUGAAGGCAGUGACAUGACCUUCAAGUCCACCAUACGAUAAGCAUCAAUAUUUUCGAUGCAUGUACCACUACUACUGCUACCCACGUACUUAUUCAUUCACAGCACGCCACCCACAUGCUUCUAUAUUUUUGCAUGUAUACCUGUGUUAAUGAUUUCCUUCUCUUCCUAAAUCUGCUUGCAUACUUAUUUGGAUACCUUGGACCCACCUGGCUGGUAUCUUCAUGUCAUCAUUGGUGUCCUUGCGCUCUGCCUCUGCUUGGACUGUCCAUAUGGUUCACCCUAGUACGUAUGACGGAUGUGGUAAGUGCGUCCUGAAUUAAAUUGUCCUUCUACAACAAAUUCCUUUGAAUGAAUAUCUGGUGAUCAUUUCA